Messenger RNA from Harmonia axyridis, 1164 nucleotides. Its product is annotated as protein FAM177B. The transcript has 2 exons. Bases 249 to 689 code for a protein of 146 amino acids. The record is from RefSeq and is a predicted model, not a curated record. Lineage: Eukaryota; Metazoa; Arthropoda; Insecta; Coleoptera; Coccinellidae.
CAACUAAAAUCUACCUAGUAGAGUAUUAUUUAGAUACCAUUGAGUAAUUGAUACUUUCAAUCUAAUCAUCUAGAGGUAGAUAAGCCUAUCGCCAUAUCCUGUUUUAGUAAUUAAUCGAAGCCUUUCGUUUCCCUGAAACGAGGAAAUACAAUUUGUUCUGUGCCCGAAAUAACCUCAUUUCCUCAUAUAUAACGUCAUUUUCAUGAAAGUUAUAAAUUUUUAAGGUUGUUUAUUUUUAUUGAUUCAGCAUGACACUGAUUGAUCCCGAGGAAUUCAAAAACGUUAGCGAAGGGGAUUCUAAUUAUUCUACAAUAAAACUGAAAACUCCAAAACGGGUAUUACAUUUUUGCGAUGGAGUACUAGAAGAAUACAGCGAUGAUGAGAUUGACAGUUCUCCUGCUCAAACUACAACUACUGUUGAUGUGAGCACUUUAUCCUGGGUUCCAUGGGCUCAAUAUAAAAUAUGGGCUGUGGGACACACUACAUUCAGUUAUAUGGAAACCAUGGGUGAAUAUUUAGCUGCUUUCUUUGGCAUUACAACACCUAAAUACUAUUUUGAACUCGAGGAAUAUAAGAGGAGACAAAAUGAAGAAGCAACCCAGAAACAAGGAUGGUCCGAGCUAGGUACCAAGGAUAUGGGAUUUAGUGAUAUUCGUGUAUCACAGCCAACAUCCAGUUCAGUUGUAUGAUGAUUGGAAUUACGUUCUAAUAUAUUGUUAUGGAAUUCUUGAAUAUUUAUUUAGGAAUUCUUGAUUUUUAUUAACUAUAUUUAUAUUUUAUAAAUUUAUUGCUUCUGUUUCUGACACAAGAAAUUUCCAUCUUUUGCGCUCGAUACAUUUUGAUGAUUUAUAUAUAUUCAUUUUCCAAAUACAUAUUGGAAUGAAACACAAUGAUUGAAGAUUAGUAUUAAUUACACUCUGGUGCUUCAUUAUGUCACGAUGUUUUUCUUUAAAAAAGGCAGCAAUUUAUCAAAAUAUUCAAUCACAAUCUGCUAAAGCAUGUCGUUAGAGUAGUUUAUUAUAAUAAAAACUCCAUUAUAUUAAGAUUAUAAAAAUCUUGUCUCUUGAUGUGUUUCAAUGUUUUGAAAGGAAUUAAUUGAAGAAUUACUGGUUAUUUGGUUUGUACAAAAUUUUAUACAUUUUGAAAUAAAAUAUCCCAAAUCAA